AUGGCCGCCUUGCGCUCCCUGCUGCGGUGGCGCCGCCGUUUGGAUCCCGCAACCGGAGCACAGCCGGCACGGCGGCUGUGGGCCGGCGGCGGGGCCGGGGCGGCGGGGCUGAGGCGGUGGCGGCGAGAGCUGGGCUGGGCGGUGGGGGUCGCCCUCGCCGGGUACGUGGGGUACCGGCUGUCCGAGCGACGGCGGGAGCCCUCCCUGGAGUCGGCAGCCGUCGGGCCGGGCGGGGCCCGGGCACUGCUCCCCAUCCCUGUGGCGGCCGCUGCCAAGGAGACGGUUGCAGAAAACAGAUCAGACCUUGAAGAUUUACAUCUUUAUGCAACUCCUCGGGAGCAACGGUUUCGUAGAUUUGCCAGUUUAGAAUUUGAAGGACAGCUAUAUAUGACUCCAUACGACUUCAUUCAGGCUGUCACAAGUGAUGAACCCAAACGUGCUAAAAAAUGGCGAUCUCUUUCAAAGCAGGAACUGAAUCAGAUCCUUAUGGAGACGCCACCAGUUUGGAAAGGAUCAUCUAAACUUUUUCGUAAUCUUAAUGAGAAAGGUGUGAUUUCUUACACAGAAUAUUUAUUCCUCUUAUGUAUUUUAACAAAGCCACAUGCAGGUUUUAGAAUCGCAUUCAACAUGUUUGAUACUGAUGGCAAUGAGAUGGUGGACAAAAAGGAAUUCUUGGUGCUACAAGAGAUUUUCAGGAAAAAAAAUGAGAAGAGAGAGAGAAAAGGAGAUGAAGAGAAACGUGCAAUGCUGCGUCUUCAACUUUAUGGAUAUCACACUCCUACUAACAGUGUUCUUAAAACAGAAGGAGAGGACCUUGUCCCCAGAAGCUAUUGGGAUACUUUGAGACGUAGCACAAGCCAAGCACUCUUUUCGGACCUUGCAGAGCGUGCUGAUGAUAUUGCAAGUUCACUGUCAGAUACAACACUGCUUGUACACUUUUUUGGCAAGAAAGGAAAAGCUGAACUGAACUUUGAAGACUUUUAUAGAUUUAUGGAUAACCUACAAACCGAGGUUCUAGAGAUAGAAUUCCUUUCCUACUCUAAUGGGAUGAACACCAUCAGUGAGGAAGACUUUGCCCAUAUUCUUUUGAGGUAUACAAACGUGGAAAACACAUCAAGUUACCUGGAAAACAUGCGCUGUAGCAUUCCUGAAGAAAAGGGUAUCACAUUUGAUGAGUUUAGAUCAUUUUUCCAAUUUUUGAACAACCUUGAGGACUUUGCAAUUGCAAUGCAAAUGUAUAAUUUUGCAAGUCGUUCCAUAGGUCAAGAUGAAUUCAAACGUGCUGUGUAUGUAGCCACAGGUGUGAAGCUUUCACCACAUUUGGUGAACACAGUGUUCAAGAUUUUUGAUGUUGACAGGGAUGACCAGCUGAGUUAUAAAGAAUUUAUUGGCAUUAUGAAAGACAGACUCAACCGAGGGUUUAGGGAGACUCCAAGGUAUGGUUGGCAAGAAUAUUACUCUUGUGUGAUGACUGUAACCAGUGAACAUCUCAGAGAUCUAUGGAAGCAAUUUCGGAGACGAGAUAUGCUGAGAUAAAGGA
This is a messenger RNA of Indicator indicator, 1540 nucleotides long. RefSeq names its product mitochondrial calcium uptake family member 3 (gene MICU3). Gene Ontology annotation, biological process: calcium import into the mitochondrion; mitochondrial calcium ion homeostasis. The transcript has 14 exons. Gene Ontology annotation, molecular function: calcium ion binding. The record is from RefSeq and is a predicted model, not a curated record. Bases 1 to 1536 code for a protein of 511 amino acids. Gene Ontology annotation, cellular component: uniplex complex. NCBI's taxonomy places the organism in Eukaryota, Metazoa, Chordata, Aves, Piciformes, Indicatoridae.